Messenger RNA from Gilbertella persicaria, 2192 nucleotides. RefSeq lists its product as uncharacterized. Gene Ontology annotation, molecular function: protein binding. NCBI's taxonomy places the organism in Eukaryota, Fungi, Mucoromycota, Mucoromycetes, Mucorales, Choanephoraceae. Bases 77 to 1951 code for a protein of 624 amino acids. The transcript is spliced from 2 exons. The record is from RefSeq and is a predicted model, not a curated record.
UUUUUUUUUGAUUCAAUCAAACACUAUAAAAAAAUGUUGUCUAUUUAUCUCUUUCUUUGUUUCUUUCUUUUCAAUCAUGUCGUUUAAGAAUCUGCCUACAGAAAUUUACCUUCACAUCUUUCGAUAUUUACCCAAGAAAUCACUUACUGAAUGUCAAACCAUAUGCAAAGCGAGUCAAACUGCAGCUACACAAACCCUCUGUCAAAGUGUGGGCUUUUCUGACAUUUUGGCUGCAAGAAUACAGAAAGAUCAAGUCAAGAUGGGUCUAUGGGUCAAGUCACUCGAGAUACAUAUCCAACUCAUUUGCUUUGAGCCCAUCCUCGAUCAAAAAUUAACUGACUUGUUUCGCCUGAUGCCUCACUUGAGAACACUCACUCUGUAUUAUGGUGGAUCCAGCGAAAAACUCUUGACUUUCUUGAUUGGCCUGAUGGAUGUGGACAAGAAGUAUAUGUCUCAUUUACAAGAGAUGGUCUUGUCUGGUUAUCGACAUGAUGUGUUGAUCAAAGACUUGUAUCUGUCCAAUAUGCAUCGAUUGUGCGAUACCAUUCAGCGUUUGAAACUGCGCGGUUUGGAGUCUCCGUUUUAUCAACAGCAUGGGAUGCGUGUGUUUGACUAUGUGUCCGCUUUUAAAAACUUAAAGUGCCUGACCAUUGUGCCUGAUCAUACGAUACAACAGCAGGAAAAUCAAUUCAAUGUGCUGUCUAUCUUAUUGGCCUGCCCUACGCUAGAAAAGUUGGAUUAUGAAACACACCAGACAUUAGAAGCACUCCUCUUAGAAGAUCUGUCUAAACCCACGCAUGUCUUGAAAGAUUUCCGUUUCAAGGCACAGAACUUACCUCCUACUUAUGCUUCCUUUAUGAUGGAUUUCAUUCUACCUCAAGUGAAUACUUUUGAGCUCAAAUUGAUGGACGAUACCAUGUAUGAUGCACUGAUUGGUCCCUAUGCUUCUCUGUUUGGACAAGGUCUAAAGAACAUCACGUAUCUCAAACUGGAUAGUUUCUUUACAGACAUUCGACAGUCUAAAAACACCAGUCUAUUGACAACCGUAUGGGGCUUCCUUGGCCAGAUCAAGUCGCUUCAUCCUUCUGUCUGCACAACAGUCGAUAUCCGUCUUUCUUCGCUUCGUCCUACGGAUCUCAAGAGCCUUGAACUGGACGUGCGUAAAAACCGCUUGAAGGCGCAUGUUCAUAUGUAUGUUCAUCGUACAAUGACCUGUGUGCCAGACCUGCUUGCGUCUUUCAAGAAAGCCAAUCAGCCAGAACUGAUGGAUUGUCUGUAUCUCUACGAUUCGUUACCUGAAUUCUUGCCUGUUGAACUACUCAAAGGUAUCUUGAUCUCUUGUCGUCGUCUUCAAUGUCUCAUGAUCCAAUCGGUUGCCCAUAAAGAAAGCACAAUUCACUGUUAUGCCAGCAAACCCUUUGUGUUUCAACCGACAGACACAAGCACCAAGGAAAAUAUUCGCUAUGCCGACUUACUGCAUGUGCCUCUUCAAGACACACUUCUCUCUACCCUCAACGAGUAUUUGCCCAACAUUGAAUACCUGUCUAUGCAAGAUUGCCAAGUCUACCUAGACAAGCACAACAACACUGUAUUGGACUUGCAUCAUCUCUCAAGACUGAAAUCGAUUGAUUUAAACCCAUUCAAUAUUGAGACAGCCAAAAUGAAAACUUUGUUUUUUAAACUAAACAUGAAAGAUAAUGCGUCUCUGGUCUACAAGACUGCAGUCAAAAGCCAGAGAUCCAUGGAGACACUUCAGAUCACAACAGAUAAAUAUUUGCAUGGCUAUCAUCGAUUGACGUCUGUUUAUACCACUCUCAUUACGAUAGUAUGUCAUCAAGUGGAUAAAGUCGUGUUUACUACCAAGUCUCGAUAUGUUCCCAAGUUUGAGUUUAUAUUUACGCCAUGGCAUGAUUAUUUGACUGUUGUCUCUAAUGAUCAACAGCAGUCAUAGUCAUAGUAAUAAAAAGAAUAUAUGUAUAUAUAUGUGUAUAUAUAUAUAUGUACACAUUACAAUGGUAUAGAUGCAUCUACAUAACUGAAAUUAAGAAAAUGACUAUUGGCCUGAACAUCAUGAUUUUCUGGUGAACCCACAAGUGCUUCUGCAGUAAAUACAGGAUCAAAAUUCUCUGCUUUUUCAGGUUCCGUCUGGCGCACAAUGGGCGGAUCUAAUUGACGGUUCUCUAAAGCAAUCC